CAAAUACGCUAAGCCAUCCACUUUCGAGGAGUAGGUAGACGGAGUUUAUGGUGUAUGGAGAGUUAAACAGGGAGAGGAAAUAGUGGUGUAGUGAAUCAUAUUGUGUUUUGUGUCCGCUGUUUGAACAAAGGCUCUGGACUGUCGUCACAUCCCAACGUUGUUGCUGUUGGUAGAAUUGAUAUUUCGUGAACUGCCCGUCGUUGAUGGCAAGAAUGGGGGUUGAAGAGGACAUUUCAUUGGAACGGGGGUGUUCAAAUCCAUGUGCAGAUAAUUUAAAUUGUUGUUUUUUGUAUUAUAAUCACACAUUGACCGAAUGAAACACAAAGGUGGGUGUGUAUUUAUGGAAGAAUAUAAGAUAACUGAAAGUGGUGCCUAGUUAUGGCACCUUAAAUACGCAGAACCUUACCUGAGUCCAAGUAACAACACUGCAUGACGAGGAAUACAGUAUGGAAGAAAUCAGCACAGAAAAUUAUCCACAAUCAUCUAAUCUUAUGUCCUUCAAUGCUGAACAGCUGGGCCAGCUUCCAGAUGGAGAUAAGACUGAUAAAGUUAGCAAUUCAGCCAGUCAGACAGAUGAUAGAUUCAGUUUCGAUGUUGACAGCGUCAACGCCGCAGCCGAAGAAGAGGAAGGAGAGCCAGUCAGUCCGAUAGAAAGUGACCCAAUGGAAGUGCCAAACAUUUUGAAACCAAGAGAGAGGAGGGUUUCAGAUGUGAUCGAUUCCAUUGGCGACUGUUUGCCAGAUAUAAAUGCCACUAAGAUGGUGUCAUCGCCAGACAGGGGUCCUGGCACCCAAGGGCCAAAUUCCCCAGCAUCAUCAGGAUAUGGCAGCAUUGAGAGUGGCACGCCAAAAUCAGUUGUGUCGCCUGACUUGGAUAUUAGUCUCUCCUCGCCCAUCAAGUUCUUGAAAGUGGAUGUUACAGAUGCAUUAUCAACUGCUACGGAUGCUUCGCCAAUGAACCAAGAUGAUGGCACAUCUUCUAGUGAACCUGCUGGUGCUGUUAUGCCAGUUGAGAAGUAUGCAGAAGAGUACAACAUGAAGCAUAAAAGAAGAGGGAAAGCGGUCAUCUUCAGCCAUGACAAGUUUGCCGAUAAAUCCGUGCCUUCUCGAGAUGGCUCUCAUGCAGAUAUUCACAGUCUUGAAAUAACUUACAAGGCUCUCGGCUUUGAAGUCACCACUUACGAUAAUCUGUUACACACAGAAAUCAGAAAUGUUAUUAACAGCUUGGCUGAGGAGGACCACUCGGACGCAGACUGCGUGAUGGUGACAGUGCUGACACAUGGGCAGGGGACCAACUAUCUCCAUGCAAAGGAUGUUCUCUACAAUGUGGAUAUGCUUUGGUCACCCUUCACAGCUGACAGUUGCGGCACCCUGGCUGGGAAACCAAAAAUAUUCAUAAUUCAGGCUUGUCGUGGUGAUAAGUUAGAUCCUGGCGUGAGAUUGAAACAGAGAAGCCGCACAGAGACCGAUUCGAUUUCAUCGUCAUACAAAAUUCCGACGCACGCUGAUUUCCUGAUUGCUUACAGCUCCGUGGAAGGUUAUUACUCUUGGAGGAAUCCUGAUGAAGGGACUUGGUUCAUCCAGUGUCUGUGUAAGGAACUGCAAGAGCAAGCAGCGACGCGAGACUUGCUGAAUAUAUUGACCCGAACAUCCCGUCGAGUAGCAGUUGACCACGAAUCGUACAAUGAUAAGGUUCCAUGGCAACAUCAGCAGAAACAAGUUCCAUCUUUUAAUUCAAUGUUGAUCCGUGACUUGUAUUUCAGGCCAAAGAUAUGAUAAACAGAGUAAUUCGCUAUUUAAGCCACAUUCCAUUGUCAGUUUAACGACAUGAUGUCUUGAGGUCCAUGGUAAGAGAAGAUCUGCGAGCCAUUAUAACACAUUUAUGAUGGACGUUCCUCAUUAUACUUGGCGAUUUAUAGUUUGUUUACUUUUUUUUUUCGUAUGGCAGUAAGUAGAAUCAAACGACAAGCUCUCCGAAUUUGAACAGGUAUUCAGCAGCCCAAUAGGAAGCAUUGAAAGCACUACAGAUUUUAUCCUGGUCAUUGAUCCUAAAAAUAUAAAUAAAAGAAAAUGAAGUAUCAAUACGAUGAUAUUCAUCUACCCAAAGACAGGAGUUUGUCCAACUCCUGAAACAUUUUGUAUAUGUAGUAUACUUCAGACAUGGACAAUUUCCAUGCUGUGAUAAAUACAUGUCACAAGUCUUUAGAGGAUCAUUGUUUGGCUAUUUAGAACAGAGUUGGUUGUUUUAAAAAUACCAACCUGUUUCUUGAACAUAAUCACGAGGCUUAAUAUUUUAAAUUAGCACAAAGUAAACCAGAAUGUUGUUUUUAUUCCCAUACCAUGUUUGUCUAGACUUCAUGUGUGUUUAAACUACUUAACGUUCCUUCAAGAUCUCAAGCAGAAGCACGAACCAGAGUAUUAAAGGAAGUAGCACUAGUUAAGAUUAGAAUAAAAUUUCUUCCCCUAAGAACAGUUGGAGAUGGCAUGAUGUUUCUGGAAGAAUUUGUUCAUUGAAUUAGUCUCGGUGGAUAGAAUGGAACCAACGGUUCAGAAGAACUGUGGUGGCGUGGCAAACAGCGUCACUUGCUAAACUGAAGUGCCAUACAUACAAAUAAUUUCUGAAUUGAGACCAGGAUGUUAGCAUCUUAAGUAACACGCAAUUGAACAAAGUUGUUAUUUUGCUCAUUUUUUUGUUUUUAGGGAAUGUGAAAUGAGCUGACAAUAGAUAUUUUUUAUCUUCCACAAUUUCUUACUGAUAAAUGUCAAGUGUUCAAUAUUUAUUGAUCAGUAUUUGGUUACAGAAACUCAGACAGGAAAUUUGAUUAAUUGUGAUUAUUUCAACAGAGAUGUUGUCUAUUGUGUGUUAUGUUAAUGCUUGUUUUAAUUAUAAGUGUUUCUGUUUAAUGUUCAUACAUCAAGCAUACACAAUUUUUUAGUCCCAGUUGUAUUUUUUGUUUAUUGUUUUUUGUUGUCAUUUUGAGGUGUGUAAUGCAUGCAUAAUUAUAGUAAUGUUUUGUAAAUGUAUUUUACAAAAUGUUGUAGUUAGAAACAUUUUCAUGCAAAAUAUUGAUAGGCAGUGAGUAUUUAUACUAUAUGAAUUAAAUUUCAUCUGAUUUUUGCCUUGCAUAAAUUUGGCUACUACAAGCUAA
Messenger RNA from Zootermopsis nevadensis, 3148 nucleotides. Lineage: Eukaryota; Metazoa; Arthropoda; Insecta; Blattodea; Termopsidae. The record is from RefSeq and is a predicted model, not a curated record.